Messenger RNA from Mercenaria mercenaria, 4542 nucleotides. RefSeq lists its product as uncharacterized. The transcript is spliced from 3 exons. Bases 510 to 1208 code for a protein of 232 amino acids. Lineage: Eukaryota; Metazoa; Mollusca; Bivalvia; Venerida; Veneridae. The record is from RefSeq and is a predicted model, not a curated record.
GUAAACUUUUAUAAAUAUCCAAUGUGUACUUGAAUUUGAAAUAAAUGAAUGAUACCGUUUGAUUAUUUUAUCUAAUCGCAAAAUGUUGACCUAAUUCUUUUUAUGCUGACUUCCCCGCAAGCAAUGUAAUCUCCUACUACUACAAUAAAUACACACACUUUGUGUAGUACGAGAAGAGAAGAAAGAAAAUUUGUCAAUGGAACGAAAAUGUGUGUGUAAGUUCUGAUUUUGUGCGCGGCUUUGGCUCUGGAAUGGUAGAUUUAAAUAAUAUGUGAUAUAUAAUAGAAUUUAACCACUGUCAUGAGCAGACUCGACGAAAAGUGUCUAAAAUCCCGCAGUUAGCAGAUGUACUCCGGUGAUAACGCGAGGGCAAGCUAGUUGUAAAAUUUGGGAUUUCAUACUUGGAACUAAUUUCACAGGCUUUGUCAUACUGGAACUGAUACCUUCUAUAUUUUAACUAUCCGGCAGCUUGAAGGAUUAUUUCGUCACUGUGCUGACUGCUGUGUGGUAUGACGACAGAUAUGCUGAAAUUUUUGACAAAGAAGUUGAAAUCCCAAAGUUUGAGCGAGGGCCAAAUAGAAUACGACCCUGAGGAUGGUGAUGAUGAGGAGAGGGAUUCAGGGACAGAGUCUGAUGAAAAUUUUGAUGAUGAUAACCCUUACGGAUCCGACACAAGCCUAAAUGAUCUUACAAAUAAGAACAAAGAAAACACUACAGAUGACAGUUCUGGUGACAAAUCUGGCACAAAAACGCACGAAAUUAGCGAACACAAUUUUGAUACAGUUAGUUGUACAUCGGAUUAUGAAAGACAAAGUCUCGACUUUGAUAGACAUAGUUCAGAAGAUGAAUUAGUGACUAUUAACAAAGAAAAUGUAGCGGAGAAGCGUAAGUGGUCGCAGGUGCACUGUUCCGGUUGUUGUGAUAGUUCUUCAGAUGAUGAAGUGAAAGAAUUCCUCCUUAAUCCUCAGCCGGUAUUGCUGAGUUCAACCCCACCGAAAGGUGUUCAACGUGUGAAAGUUUAUACUCGUUUUCCUUCUCAGAGACAGGUUCUUGCUCGAAUGGCACCAAUUACGGUGACAUCAGUGUCACCAAGGAAACGACACAGACAUGCUACCUCAGAGAAUGUUUAUGAAACGGAAUCAGGUGCGCUAACUCAAAGACCGUGUUUGGACUUUGAGAAGAUGCAGCAGGUACAAACUUUAGUCUGACCCAGAAUUUGUGUUCACGUUUUCCACAGUUAUUUGAGUGUGACAAUUUCUCUGGGCCACACAAAGUUGAAGUGUUUUGCGUUUAUUCAAUGGAAAUUAUAACGUUGUGUAAACACAAAAUGGUGAUUGGAUGUAAAACAUUCAGGGGAGCUACUGCUUUUUAUCGCAGAUUUUUAUAGGGCACGUGGAAUUUAAUCAACGCUCAUCAUGAACAUUUGUUUCAUUUGGACCAUUCUUCCCAUUUUUUUGUAUUUCUACGCACUUGAUUAUGGCAAUGUUACAUAUGCGAAUGUGGCAGAAGGAAUUGUCUAUCUCUUAAAAGUUGUUGUUUAUGCUUGAAUUAAGUUUAAAUGCAUUACUACGCUUACAUUUACGUGUUCUCAAGUUGUGUUAAACUAACAAUUGCAUCAAAACAGAUCAACUUUGAUGUAUUUGAAGGAAGACAUAUGGGAUGGCUGAUAUUGACAAGGACUUACAGAUGAAAGGAUAAGAAACUCUUUAUAUAUUCCAUGUAAAAGUGAUAAUUUUAAGAAUUAGGUGAAUGAUCAGGAAUGGCAAGAGUAUAAGAGAUUAUGAUGUAUCAUUUGAAAUGGGCCUACAAGUCCAAGCAGUUAUAUUUAUCUGCUGCAUCAAUUUCAUAUCUUUAGAAAGGGAGAUUUUUCAUAUUUUUAGGCAGUAAACUUUAUUUAUGUUGGUUUUGUGUUACAUGAUUCAAUGUGACUGCGUGUAAAAAACAAAUGACAAUUGUUGUCCAUUUUAGCUAAACAGAGGCUCAUCGAAGCUGCAUUAUCCAAAAUAUUUGCUUUGUUUCUUUGUGUAAUUGUUAUGUUCCACGUUUUAUCAUGGGUUUGGUCCUAAUUAAAGCUUAAUGCAUGUAUUUACUUGCUAGAAAGGUAGCUACUUUGGAAAUCAGCAAGUAAGCCUAAUCAGAGAAACAUAGUUGUCAGACAUCUUUUUAAGGAAUUUGAAAACAAAGUGGUUUGUGGAUGAGUGAUGUAAAAUACUCCUGGCCCCUUGGAUUAAAAUUGACAAAACAGGUGCUUGCGGGGGCUUAUGGGUAAAUGAUAAAAUCAGUAUUGUUAAAGGUAAAUCUAUCGCUUCUUAUCCUUCCACCAAAGUCCUUGAUAUUGAUGUUGACUGUAUUUUUUGCAAUUUUCCGUUUAUUUGCAUGUGAUAACUGUAUAUCGAUCUUGUAUCUGUAUUUUUUUGCGUAUACAUUGUAAGACAACUUUCAUGGUGAAAAAGGAACUACCUCAGGGGGUGUAAUGAAUGAUAAGUAUGAAAGCAGACGGUUUUAAUUGUGACCGCAGUAAAUAUAGAAGUAAAUAUGGCAGUCACAGUAUUUAAUUUAUGACCUGCAAAUUGUAUAGCUAAGAACCAUUAACGAUGUGAAAAUGAUGUGUAUGAUGAAUGGAUGACAGAAAUAGAUAUAGUUUCAUGACAAAUAUAAUUCAGGGACAUUGUUUGAGAUAUAAAUAUGACUGAGACAAAGAAUUGUUAGAACUGACUUCAUUUAGCGGGAUUUCUGUCUUGUACUUACAAGUAACCACAAGUUAAGUUUCCAUAAUUCAAGUUUUUGCUGACAUGCUAAGUUGAAUUUUGUAUAUUUAACUAACCUUGCUAAAUUUCUGUAAUAAACUUGUCCGUCUUCCAAUUUGGACAGUACCAUUAACUAUUAAAAGGGGUGCUUACCCAAAAGAUACUGGCUGAAUAGCGAACAGUGCAGAUCAUGAUCAUACUGCACAGAUGUGCAGGCUGAUCAUGAUCUACACUGGUGGCAGAGGCAAAACCAAUCGUGUCCAGCAUGGUAAGGGUUAAGAAAAUAUAUUUUUACAUGUAUUUAAAACUUAAAAAAGGAUAUUGCAAAAUAUGGAAAUUGUGUCAUUUACAUAUAUUUUUUUUGAAAUUGAGAAAUUUAGUAAGUGCAGUAUUAACUUGAUAGUUUUGUCCUUCAAUCCUAUCACGCUAACUUAGCCAUUGUACGGAAAUCCUGCUUGGUCAGGUCAGUAAACGAAUGACAAUGAAUUUGUUUUAAUUUUCUUUUAAGAUUGUUCCUUAUAACUAUAGUUUAAGUACAGAUGUCUUGACAAAGUAUCAGGGAUGUUAGAAAGAUACACUUUAUGCUGAGAGCUCAAAAAUCUUCUUUCUCUCAAUUGUUGAUUGCAAAUUAUCAGGGAUUAAAUUUUGAUUUACAAGGAAUAUUUUAUUUGAAAAAAGUUUUAUUUUCACUGAUGAAUGUUGUAAGUUGGAGAUCAAAGGGAAAUGAAACAGUACUUUUUUUGUAAAAAUCGAAAAUAAGUAUGAAUCCAUUAGCAGUAAAUGGAAGAGGUGUUAGGAAUGUAUAAUUGAUCUUUUACAGGUACUUUAAUCCUUACCCUGCUAAAUUUCUAAAAUGGACUGGUCCAUUUUUCAAUUUGGGCAGCAUCACAAAUUAUUUAAAGGGGUGUUCACUGAAAUUUUACUGACUGAAUAGCGAACAGUGCAGAUCAUGAUCAGCCUUCAUGGACGUGCAGGCUGAUCUUGGUUUGCACUGGUCGCAAAGGCAAAAUCACUUGCCGCCAGCAGGCUAAGGGUUAAUCUAAUGGUCAAAACAUUAAAGGAAAAAAAGUUAAAAGAGGUGGGUUGUUAUUCAAGGCCUAAUAAAUUUUCUUCCCGUGGGCUUCCUAAAAUUGUGCACUUCAAUCAUAUUUCUGUUUAGAGAUAUUUCAAGCAUACUGUUGUUUGUAUAAAGGAAACUGCGAAAGAUAUUUGGAAUACAGUUUUUAAAAAUGGUUUCUGGUUUUAAAUUGCUUGUUGAGAAGGGAGCAUGGCCAGUAGUGACACAAACUGGGUGUGGCUAGUGGGCUUGGGCAUGGGUGGAAGUGACAUCUACUGCACUUGAUAGGUGGGUUUAACCAGAAAUUACAUCAAACUGUCCUGCUCCAAAUCUCGACAUCAAACUGUCCUGCUCCAAAUCUCGUGCUCCUUAGUAUCUACUACCUGUAUUGUCUGCCUCGCAAAAAUGAAACAUUGCCUUCGAGGUAUUUUGAAUAUCUAAAUAAUUGUAGAGGAAAAAGGUGGAAGAAGUUUGUAAAGACUAUUGUUGAAUAUCUUCCCUAUUUUAUAUUCAAUAUCAUCAAUGUGCUAGAUAUUUUGUUAAAUGUUGUUUCAAGUUUUGUGUAAAUAUUUCAAUUUUCCUUCACAAUUCAGGGCAUUUUUGGUAGAUUUGUCUAUUUCAAUAGAUAACAUUGCAUUUUACAUGCUGUUUCAUACUUUGUCUCUAUUAUGUAUGAUAAUAGAUGUAUAUUAAUAUAUAUGAAAAAAAAAUCUUUAAAAAAAUAUAAAUUUAAACCAA